Messenger RNA from Capsicum annuum, 681 nucleotides. RefSeq lists its product as uncharacterized. Lineage: Eukaryota; Viridiplantae; Streptophyta; Magnoliopsida; Solanales; Solanaceae. The record is from RefSeq and is a predicted model, not a curated record. Bases 1 to 681 code for a protein of 226 amino acids. The transcript is spliced from 2 exons.
AUGGCUACCAAUUCAGCAUCUUCCACAUCUCAGCAACUAAUUCCCAUCUUUAAUAGAGAUAGAUAUGAAUUCUGGAGCAUAAAGAUGAAGAUGUUAUUCAAGUCUCAAGAAUUGUGGGAUUUGGUGGAGAAUUGCUAUGCUGAGGAAGAUGAAGCACAAAGGUUGCCGGAGAACAAAAAAAAGGACUCUAAGGCAUGGAAUAUUCUGAAGAAAGAAUUCCAUGGCUCUACAAAGGUAAUGACUGUCAAACUCCAGUCACUCCGACGUGAUUUCGAAAAUUUAUUCAUGAAAAGUAGUGAAUCUGUACAAGACUACUUAUCUAGAGUCAGUACAAUUGUUAAUCAUAUGAAGGCAUAUAUUGACAAAAUUAUUGAUGAAACUAUAGUUGCUAAAGUUCUAGGAAGUCUUACUAAAAGAUUUGAUCAUGUCGUAGCUGCCAUUGAGGAAUCCCAUAAUUUAUCUAAUUAUGGUUUUGAUGAAUUGAUGAGUUCCUUACAAGCUUAUAAGGAUAGAUUGAAUGCCUCUCAUGAAAAGGGUGAAGAGAAGGCAUAUCAGAUCAAGGGAGAGUCUUCUGUCAAAGGCAAAUCAGAAGUCUCAAAUGCCAGGGGAUGCAGAGGCAGAGGUAGUUUCCGUGGUCGAGGUCGUGGCAGAAGACAAGCUCAAUUUGGUGGUGAGAACUGA